Molecule: messenger RNA, 2939 nt
Organism: Chara braunii
Lineage: Eukaryota; Viridiplantae; Streptophyta; Charophyceae; Charales; Characeae
Source: the annotation of a GenBank genome assembly
GUAUGUAUAUUGCUUGAUUGUUCUACCCCUGUUCCCACUCUCCCUACCCCCCGURUUCUGUGAUUACCGGGACUUCUCAAGUACCGCAUCAGUUCAGGCUGAUGUCGACGGAACAGGACACCGGGGCACUGCCACGACGCAAUGCCAGAAUCGCAGUUCGUGCCCGCCCUGCAGUACCUCCAAGACCGAAGAAACUCAGCAGACGGACGACUCCAGCAGCAUCAAGUACGGCAUUGACGGUACAAGACGCCACCGGAGAUCAUCCCGCAUACCCAGUCCGAGGAGCCAACGAGCCAGCGACUGAUUAUCGUGGGCGGCUACUGGCAUUUUCAGAAGCCGUAGCUGCCGUCGAGGCCCGGAAGGAGACAGCAGAGGCAGAACGUCAGCGGCUAGCCAAUGAAGCGGCAGCCGAAGCUCAACGAACGACUGAGACUGACGCAGUGACACGAGACAGACGGAAUGCCAGCAGCACGGAGUCCUUGAUUGCUUGUGAGCAUCAAUGGACGACGAUACUCCAAGACAUGAUCUUUGUGCCUACAGAAGCGCAGGCAGACCCGACACCGGCGGAGGCAGAGAGAAGUAACCUGGCUAACUUGCUGCUGGGCAUGAUGAGAGGUAUUAUGUGGAAUAAUACACUGCUGCAGUCACAUCUGCGCACGGACGCGACGCAGCGACAAACAUACAAUAAUGAUAUCACUACGUUAACAACUGCUAUCCGCACAGAGGCAAUACAGCAGCAGCAACAGCAUCAACUGUUGAAUUCCACUAUCACACGCGUCAACAGCAUAGAGGCUAACACCUCAGCAGCGCCAGGCUGCACGACAGACGUGACGAAGCAACUCAACGAGCGCAUCGAUCACGUCGUCACCAUCAUCGGCGACAUAAGUACUUUCAACGGACCAGACUCGAUCAGCAGCACGGUGGCCGCCAUCAAGACGGACAUCACCAAGCUACAGACGAGAUCGGAAGCCGCUACAAAGACGUUCAAGAUGCCGCACUUCGACAUCAGCAAGUUYGACGAUUACAACAAGUCGGACRCCUUGUCAUGGUGGCAACGCUUCCUCACGGAAGCAUCAUGCCGCAUGGUCCCRGCGGACGACAUGUUGAAGGCACUAUAUCUGMAGCUGAUUGGAGGAGCGCAGGGAUGGAUGAACCACCUAGCGGCUACACACAAGUGCACAAUCGCCGAACUCCACACGCACAUUACGUGGAAGGAGUUCGAGCAGCUAUGAGCCAGUGUUGUGCCAGCGUAGGGCUAGCGCUCAGCCAGCGUCGAGCAGCAACUGCAAGACUGAAUGACAGUCAGCAAGGCUGAAUCAACAUAUAGUGUUGACUCGGCUUGUCCAGCCUCCGGUAUUGCAGAUACAGCAGCCCAGAUUGACCCAUGGUCGACGGCCUGGAUUUCAUACAGUUGCAGAUUCCCAUUUGGACUGAAUCCUUGACAGAUACCUGCAAACAACCAAAUCUGUGUGUCUGGUCUGUGGUCUGGGCUGGGACCGUGUAGACUUUGGCUCGUGAGCCUGAAUUUCCGAGCUGUUGUUGACCUUUGACUUCCACGGUCAACUGCAGCACGCAGGGCCUCUGGGACCCAUGUUUAGGCCGUGCUUCGGGUACCCACAGCAGCAGGCCGUAUAUCAGGCAAUUUUCUAUGACUUGGGCGUGGCAUUUGGCCCCUGUUCUGGCCCUGAGGCCCAACGAAUGCAUAUUUCUGCAGCACGAAGACUAUUGCAUAUUUCAAGUUUGAGUUAUUGCAGUGACAAAGAAUGGGAAUAUAUUUGUCGCAUGGACCGAAAUAUUUCUGAUUCCGGUGUCAUAUAUGGCAGUCAAAUCUUCGCAUUUCCAAAAACGAAUCAACCAAUCCAACCACUUGGCUCUCUCCUCUUCUAAUGAACUAUUGCCAUGCUCCUGAGACUGUCGACCCCGUUCCUGAAACAACCUAAGAAACUCAUUGAUCCAUCUUGCACAUUCGCGCAAGCAUACAUCUGGGUCUGAGCAGGGCUAUCGAAAUGGACUCCCUCUCCUUCCAUUUGCAUUUCAGCAUCAGUUCAUGAAGCUGAAACAACCCUUAGUUAGCAUUACCUCCAACCACAUGAUGGAUGUUUUCACCUAAGUGGUCAUUGGUCUAUCUUGGACAUUCACAAGCAUACAUCUGGGUCUGAGCAUAUGCUUCGCACAAAAAGUGACUCUUAUAUCGACCUUAACCAGGCAUGCCCCGACGGUAACAUCACCACACUACGGCCACAAAUUGCUCCACAACAGAAGGGGGGUUGGUGUACCUGAAUGAAGUCCCUCACUUCCCAUUGUCCCCAUUUCAACAUCACACUGCUUCUAAUUUUCUCUGUGGCACACGACAUGGUGAUAUCCGACCUCGUCAUCACCCACUGCACAGCAUCCUGCUUGUCCUGAGCAGCCACCCUUCCUAUGCAUGUGUGGAAGCCGUUGAAUUCCAUGACCAAACCCCCUUCCCCUGGCCUCCUGCCCACCCACGCCUCACUGUUGAGGGCACAAGAAUGUUUCCACCUCUUGUUGCAUCAAAACCUAAUCAGUGGCCUGAAAAUCCUGCAUGAAAAUCCUGCAUGAACACCCCCUCACACACGCAACACACAAACAAACACACAAACACACAAACACACACGCACAUACACACACACACACACACACACACACACACACACACACACACACAGAGCGAGCGAGCGAGCGAGCGAGAGAGAGAGAGAGAGAGAGAGAGAGAGAGAACUUUGCCUACCCCUGAGCAUUGUUCCUUUCUCAUUAUGCCAACCUCUGCAUGCAUGCCAAAGAAAAUGCAUUGCAACAAGUGGGUGAGUGUUGGACAGCUCCCUCCACUGUUCAUGGGGGAGGUGUUCAGUGUCUCCCCUCAAUUUCCUCCCUUUUUUAUUAGUGUGAUUGACACUAGGAAACAAAGCGUGUGUGGAAAG